This is a messenger RNA of Dermacentor silvarum, 1002 nucleotides long. RefSeq names its product probable ATP-dependent RNA helicase DDX17. Gene Ontology annotation, cellular component: ribonucleoprotein complex; cytoplasm; nucleus. The coding region runs from base 1 to 1002 and encodes 333 amino acids. Gene Ontology annotation, molecular function: RNA binding; RNA helicase activity; ATP binding. The record is from RefSeq and is a predicted model, not a curated record. The transcript has a single exon. Lineage: Eukaryota; Metazoa; Arthropoda; Arachnida; Ixodida; Ixodidae.
AUGUCCUCAAACAGCGUCCCUGUGCAAAUACAUCAGGGUUUUCUAGCCCUCGUGUUGACACCGACACCGGAGGAAGCCCGCCAUAUUCAACGGCUCGUGGGAAAAUUUGAGAGCCACACCAGCGUUCGCGCUAAUUGCAUCUGCUCCGACGGCUCGAAGGAUCAACAAUUGAGGGAUCUCCGUCGCGGCUUCGAAAUCUGCAUAGCGACGCCCGGUCGUAUUCUCACGUUCCUGCAGGAGGGCAAGCUGGACCUAGCGCUGUGUACGUACUUCGUGCUCGACGAAGCGGACCGUAUGGUCGACGUGGGCUUCGAGCAGCAGAUCCUCGCCAUCGCCAGGUACGUCAGGCCAGAUCGGCAGACCCUGAUGUGGAUGUCUAGGAAGCCCAGGGAGCUGUAUCGGCUAGCCGAUGCCCUUCUCGAUGACUACGUUGAGGUCAACGUCGGUGAGUGCCAGACAUCGCCAGACCAGGGCGUCGAGCAGCUGGUCUGCGUCUGUGCCGAGUCGGAGAAAGAGGCGAGAUUGGUGGCGCUCUUAGAGGACAUCCUGAGCCGCCAUGAGGAUGCGGUAGCCAGAAAGGUCAUCGUGUUUGCCGAAACUAGGAAGCGGGUAGACGACCUGGUGUCCAAGCUGCGGCUCCGAGGUUGGCCCGUCGUCGGCAUUCACGCAGGAACGACGGUGGGCGCCCGUGAUUGGGCACUCGCUGCCUUCUGCCGAGGCGGGACAUCCGUGCUGGUGGCGACCGAUGUGGCCGCGCGGGUGCUGCACUCGGACCGCGUGGGCUACGUGGUCAACUACGACUGCCCGAGUAGCGCCGAGGCGUACGCACGCCGCAUCAGCCACGCAUCGCACUCAACGGGCGAGGCGUGUACGGCGUACACGUUUCUGGAGCCGGGAGACAGGCGUUGCGCCAAGGAGAUGAUUGGGAUUUUGCGAGCGGCGAAACGAAAGGUUGACCCCGAGCUCUACGUCAUCGCCAAGAGGGCGAAGCAAUUGCACUGA